AUGCUUAUGUACACAAAUGGAACGUUUUUUUUCAACGGAAAAGGUUCAUUAAUGGAAUUUUUAGAACAAAUCGAAAUGUUACGUGCAUCUCGUGGACUUUCUGAAGAAGAAUUAUUUAUUAAAAGUUGUGAAUUAUUCAAAGACGCUGCCUUAACAUGGUUCCUUACAAACAAAUCUAAGAUUACCUCAUGGGCUAGUUUAGUUGCUAAAUUAAAAAAAGAUUUUUUACCGAGUAACUAUCAAUUUGAUUUAGAAAUACAAAUUGCGAACAGGACACAAGGCCCUCAGGAAAGUGCUACAUUAUAUAUUGCUGAAAUGGAGAGUUUAUUUAAACGGUUAGAGAUAAUUCCUGAAGAAACCACUCGUGUUUUAAAGAUACGUAGAAAUUUAUUACCUUUAUUUGUUUCCCAAUUAGCUUUACACGACACAAACACUAUUGAUGAACUUUCGAAUUUAUGCAAGCAAAUUGAAGAUUCACAAACCUGGUCAGAAAGAUAUAGAAUGCUCCAAAGCGACAACCCUCGCGGAUCAUGUAGUCAAUCAUUCAGAGAACACAAUGCAAAAACAUCCAAUAAAGUACAGUUCAAGGAAAACAAAAUUUCUCAAAAUGUCUCAACUCUAGCUCAAGUAGUUUGUUAUAAUUGUGAUAGAAACGGGCAUAAGUAUAGUCAAUGCCGUGAUAUUAAAAGAAUAUUUUGUUAUGGUUGCGGUAUGAAAAAUGUAGUGAAAACUAAAUGUAAUUUUUGCGCACAAAAAAACGCCUAUUCGACUGCUUACCAAUCAAAACCUCUGUAUCGUCAGAGACAAGUACAAAACAUGCGAAUACAAAGCAAAACCUAA
This is a messenger RNA of Diorhabda carinulata, 840 nucleotides long. RefSeq lists its product as uncharacterized. The transcript has a single exon. Lineage: Eukaryota; Metazoa; Arthropoda; Insecta; Coleoptera; Chrysomelidae. Gene Ontology annotation, molecular function: nucleic acid binding; zinc ion binding. The record is from RefSeq and is a predicted model, not a curated record. Bases 1 to 840 code for a protein of 279 amino acids.